GAUAGUUGAAGCGCUAAUGAGGACAGACUGCAUUUAAAGGAGUUGAGCGAGCUGUGUGUUCAUUGGAAAUGCCACCAAGGGUCAGUCCCCUUAAGGAUGCCCAAAAGACUAUCCAAUCAAAGACUGAUAACACCAAUAAAUUAGAUGUGAAAUACAUCAAUGCAGUGAAAGGACGUGGUAUAAUUGCCCUUGGUCAGUUUUCCAAAGGAGAUUUUGUUUUGGAGUACAGAGGGGACCCAUGCUAAACUGCACUGAAUGUAUUGAUGCCUCAAGGGAAGAUGGGUCAUUUGGACGGCUCGUCAACAACGACCACCUUGGGCCCAACUGUAUGAAAAGAGUCGAUGUGGAUGGGAAGCCACAUUUAUGUUUGUUAGACGAAAUAAAAAAAGGAGAGGAAAUUACAUAUGACUACGGUGGUGAUGACUGCCCAUGGAGAGUGCAAGCGCCUGUGACAAGAGACUCCAACCCUGAUGGUCCCAUUGAGAGCGAGAGCGCUGACACCAGGAAUGCUGGGCCAUCAAACAAACCCGACAUCAACAGAGAGAUUGGAACAGUUUUCCAGAAGCACAAUUUGAAUACUGUACUCUCUCCUCGAUUGAGACGAACUAAAAGCCUUAUAAUAAAGGACACACAUCUAGAGGAACCCGAUGAACUGUACGAUUCCAGCAGUGAUAUCUCUGGGAGUGGGGAUGAGUUUGUCCCGGAUUCUACAUCAGUGAUUCCACCCUCACAAUGACAAAGAAAAGGCCAUCUCUGAUGGAUUUAUUUGAUGGUCUUUGUGAUACUACACUACCAGACUCGGGACCACCAGGAGCAGAAGAACCCUGCACAGAUGCCAUGACAGAAAGUGAUGGUGAUACUCGCUAUCAAACAGGAAGGAAACGGCAGUCUCCGGCUGAUUCAUUGAAUGUCCCAGUCUGCGAUUCCACAGUGCCUCACCAGAUAACAUUUGGAGACAGUGGAGAAAAAGAACAAUGUUCAAGUCAGGACACGCAUCAGAGCAUUGUUGUUGGUGCUUCCCAAAAACAAGACGGUAUUAGAGUCUACAACAAGAGACACUAUUGCCUUUAUUGUAGUAGGCCUUAUGCGAAAAUGGCAAGGCAUCUAGAAAAAGCCCAUGAAGACAAAGUAGAUGUAGCUAAAGCCCUUAGCUUUCCAAAGAGGUCAAAGGAGAGAAGACAUCAAUUGAAUUACAUCCGCAACAGAGGCAACUAUGCGCACAAUGCUGCUGUCAUGGAGUCUGGGAAUGGCGAACUAGUACCGUUUUUAAAAGACCUACUCAACAGGCAAAGGGGAAUGAGUUUAUGCAUUGCGCAUAUUGCCAAGGCCUUUUCACCAGAAAGGUCUUGUGGCGACAUACGCACAUGCAAACUCAAACCCAAAUCGGUUUCCCGGAAACCUGGAAAGAAUCGCGUCCAGUCAUUGUGCGCAUACACAGGGCCUGUGCCUGCACAGAUUUCAAAACAAUUGUGGGGAGUGAUUAGUUCUAUGAAUCCUGAUCCCAUCACAAAUAUCAUUAAAAGUGACCAUGUCAUCACUGAUCUUGGGCAGCACUUGUUGAACAAAGGUGUAAGGGAGAAGAUGAGAGAAUUGGGACGGUUAAUUCACAAUGGCAGAAGGGUCACCAGUCUAAAAAACCUGGAGGAUUUCAUUCAUCCUAAGAAGUACUUGGAGAUGGUCAGAGCUGUUCAGGUCACUUGUGGCUAUGAUAGUGGAACUGGAACAUUUCAGAUUCCAUCCCUUGCAAACAAACUUGGCAAUGCGAUGGUCAAGGUCAGCAAACUGUUGAAAGCUCAUGGGUUAAUAGCUAACGAUCAUGAACUUGUGAGAAAUGCCACAGAAUUUCAACAAGUUCACAGUGAGAAAUGGAACGAGAUGAUUUCUUCAACGGCUCUCAGAAACAUUGCUGAAUCAAAAUGGAACGUUCCCACUCUUAUGCCAUUCACUGAGGAUGUUCAAAAAUGGCAUCAGUUUCUCAGUGCGAUGCAAGAUGAGUGCAGCAGCGAACUAUCUGGAACACCUUCUACAAAGUCCUGGACGGAACUGGCAAAGGUGUGUUUAACACAGAUUAUCCUCUUCAAUCGACGCAGGGAAGGAGAAGUAGCAAGCAUGCCGCUGACUGCAUUUCUGUCAAGGGACACUUCUGAUCCCCACGAGGAUGUGGACUGGGCACUCUCUGAAGUGGAGAAAAAACUGUGCAGACAUUUCUCAAGGAUUGUCAUCAGGGGAAAGCGAGGCAGACCAGUUCCAAUUCUUCUGACUCCGAAAAUGCUGUGCGCAUUAGAACUCCUCGUGAAGUAUAGAGAGGAUUGUGGGGUUCUAAAAGACAAUGCAUAUAUGUUUGCAAGACCUACAGCUAUGACACAUUUCCGUGGUUCAGACUGCAUGCGUGGCUUUGCAAAAACAUGUGGUGCUAAGUGUCCAAAGUCACUGACAUCGACCAGACUCAGAAAGCAUGCGGCAACCCUCUCCACCGUGCUGAACAUGACAGACACAGAAAUGGACCAGCUGGCCAACGAUAUUAGAAUUCAUCGUGAAUUCUAUCGACUACCGGAGAAGACGCUUCAACUUGCCAAGAUCAGCAAAGUUCUAAUGGCACUUGAGCAAGGGAGAUUAGCAGAGCUUCAUGGAAAGAACUUGGGUGAAAUCACAAUAGGGCCAGAUGGUAUGUUAUUUGUUCAUUAUGUUUUUCUUCUCAAUUAUUCUAAUUGCUUCCCCAUGUUUAACCUGUACUCGGUAUAUCUCCAACAGAAAGAGUUAUUGGUAGUGAUGAAGAAGAAGGGAGCGGGAACAUAGAGGAAGGAAACUGCUUCUGCUGUUGAUGGUAUGUUGUUAGUAAUUUAAUGUAGAACAAAUAAGUACUUCAGUCUAUACAAAAUUCACAAAGAAAGUUUAGCAGUUGUUUUAUUUUGGAUUUGUUGUUCUGUCUUUUACUCUUGGUCUUGCACAAGCACUUUAGUUUGCUACAAUUGCAGUAUAUACACUAUGACAUACCUUUGGUCAGGGUCACAGCAAUAGGACCAGUCAUGGAAGUGGGGAAAAGUGUUCUUUCUUUUCCAAGUGUGAUCAAUUUCCUCUCCAAUAUUAUUGGUUAUGGUCAGCAUUUCUACAGUAAAGUUAAUGAAGUGCUCUAAACCCAGCAGAGGAGACUCUUACAUCUGUAAGGGAUGGAGGUUUUAAAAGAUGGGCCGGUAAAGGUCUUAUCACAAUGAACCAAAUGUUUGAUGUCCUUCUCCCAACUUCAAGUACAAUAUGGGCUCCCGUCAAAUGAUUGAUAUAGGUACUUCCAGAUAAGACACUAUAUUACGAGCCACAAGGAAAGAGAAGCAAUCCAAAAAAAUCCAAACAUUAUAGAAGAAUAUUUUAUUAGUAUUGCAGAAAAAUGCUUCUCAAAUAAGAAACGUGUCUCUCACUUAUAUCAGAGGCUUAUGGCAGACGACUCCCAAAACACCUGGAAUGUUAGAGAUCAAUGAGAAUUGGAACUAAACAUUAUAAUCGAAGAUGCAGUCUGGGAAAGCUUCUGUGUGGGCAGUCAGAAAGGAAUGAAUAGUCAGUUAUGGAAAGAGUUUGUUUGGAAGCUGAAAAUCAGAUUUUUUAACACUCCUUUUUUAAUUUCUAAAUAUGUACAAGGACCAUCAGUCGCAUUAUGUUGGAGGAAAUGUGGAAAAAUAGGGGAUCAUACACAUAUCUUUUGGGAUUGCCCAGUAAUUGAAGGAUUUUGGAAAUCUGUUAAAGAGGAGAUUAGAAACAUCCUGGAAAUGACUGUUCCUCUGGAGCCCAUGUUGGUCUUGCUCGGAGCUUUACCUACAGACACUCACGAUUCAGACCAGAGGUACAUAUUACGGAUACUGUUAUUAAUUGCCAAAAAGAUUAUAACUGAACUGGAAAAAUGCAAAAUCUCCGACAAUCAUUCAGUGGAAGCACAAACAAGUCUACACGAUGGAAAGAAUACGGCGAGCCUGCAGAUCAAAAUGGACUCUUUUACCCAAAGAUGGAACUGUGUUAAGAUAUCUGGAUGUAUCGCUGGUUGAAGAGGGUUGUUGAAACUGAACCGAACUUCAGAUGAAUACUAGGGAAAACAUCCCUGUGUAACUGAUCCUGCUGUGCCAAAGAUGUCAGUCCCUAUGUAAAAUACUUUCAUUAAUAUGUAUUUGAUUUUACUUUAUUUAUUUUUAUAUCCCAGUUUGUAUUUAUUUAUAUUAUUUACUUCAUUAUUUCAAUUUAUACUGGAUUUGCUUUAUUUCAAUAUUAACUAUACUUUGCUUUGUCAUGUAAUCAUCUGCCAUUUGAAUGAAAACGUCCUAUGUCAGGAUAUGUCUUGUCUUGUCUUGUUGUCACCCCGGGGAUUCCACGCUGCUGUUUUCGCCUGUCCUUUGCUGCUGUGCUGAUUUGCUCCAGGAACAUCGAGGAUACUGUGUGCUGGUCUGGGGAAAUGGCCCAUAUCGGGAUUCUGCUGUGCCUGUUCUCCCAUCUCCAGGUGACUGGGGGUGGGAGAGGAAGGCCACAGUUGGAUGGUAAGUUUACUGGACCACAUUACCAGAACUCCUCCGCUGUGAAUGCAAAAAGGGGUGCUGUGGACAGUGCAAAUGUUUCAAGGCAGCAAUUCAGUGCAGUGCCCUUUGACACUGUGGUGGACUGUUUUCAGAACUAACUCUGCAUUUAGUUGAACACCUGUAAUAUUACAUAUGUAUUAUGUAACAUGUAUUACUUCACCAAAAUAAAUAUGUUGAUGCUUUUA
Molecule: messenger RNA, 4738 nt
Organism: Gymnodraco acuticeps
Lineage: Eukaryota; Metazoa; Chordata; Actinopteri; Perciformes; Bathydraconidae
Exons: 7
Coding region: 733-2796 (687 amino acids)
Source: RefSeq, a predicted model, not a curated record